Molecule: messenger RNA, 753 nt
Organism: Lodderomyces elongisporus
Lineage: Eukaryota; Fungi; Ascomycota; Pichiomycetes; Serinales; Debaryomycetaceae
Exons: 1
Coding region: 1-753 (250 amino acids)
Source: RefSeq, a predicted model, not a curated record
AUGAAGAUCUCAUCAUUUGCCAUUCUUGCCUCCAUUGCAUUGACGCAAGCUAAACUGUCAAACCAGCUUCACGCUUUUCUCAAGAGAGCAGAUAGCAGUGACGCUACUUGCGAUUCGCAGGACUGUUACGACGCAGCCCAGAUCUUGGACGACAAAUGUCAAGGCAACAGUGACGUGUCAGAGUCAAAUGUUUUGCAAUGUGUUUGUGACUUGGACGAUGACGAAUACUGGAGCAAAUUGGCAAGCUGUGCUAAAAACUGUGGCGAAGAGGGCUACAAUCCUUCCGAAGACGAUUUGAGAAAAAUUUACUGUAACGCUGCUGAGCGUUAUUCUUCAAUAAUUGAAAACUAUUCAACCUACAGUUACGACGAUGCUCCAUUGGAGACUGAGUCUGAAUUGGCUCAGGACUUGACCGAGUUUGCAGAAGCUACUGGUUCAGUCGACCCAUCUUCAGCCAUUGCAGCUAUCUUGAGCACCUUGUCUGGAUUGUCUAGUUCCACUGCAUCUGCAUCUGCAUCAGGCUCAGGCUCAAGCACCAGAGGUGCAGUUGCUGCUGCUAGUGAAACCAGCUCUAAAGCUUCUUCUGGUUCACAAUCAAAAACCACAUCUUCAUCUGCUUCAGAAUCUUCAUCCGAAUCAUCAUCUGCUGCUGCUGAUUCUAGCUCCACCACUUCAGGAUCAACACAAAAUGUCGGUGCUACAGUUGCAGGUUGUGGUUCAUUGCUCUCUUUGGCUGUUCUUGCCUUGUUGUAG